UCCACACUCACCCGCAGGCCCAAGCGAGGAACCACAAUAAGGGAGUUUGAUCCGUGCAGUGACCAUUAUGUGCAGGCCUACCUGAACAGACCGGAAGUCCAAGCGGCCCUGCACGCAAACGCUACGAAGCUGCCUUACGAGUGGCAGCCGUGCAGCAGUGUGAUUAAGAAGUGGAACGACAGUCCUACCACAAUGAUUCCUCUCAUUAAGGGGCUGAUGGGUCAGGGUGUCCGCGUCUGGGUGUUCAGCGGAGACAUGGACGGGAGAAUUCCGGUGACGUCCACCAAAUACUCCCUCAAGAAGAUGAAUCUAACGGCCAAAACGGCUUGGCAUCCAUGGUACCUAGGGGGCGAGGUGGGUGGAUACACAGAGGAGUACAGAGAGAAGUUGACAUUUGCCACCGUCAGAGGGGCUGGUCAUCAAGUUCCCAGCUUCCAGCCAAAACGCUCUCUUUCACUCUUCAUUCACUUCCUCAAUGACACUCCUCUCCCUGACACCUCUCGUUACUAG
Messenger RNA from Camelina sativa (false flax), 510 nucleotides. The record is from RefSeq and is a predicted model, not a curated record. Lineage: Eukaryota; Viridiplantae; Streptophyta; Magnoliopsida; Brassicales; Brassicaceae.